AUGAAUAACAGCAGGUUGAACCAGGAGCCACUAGGAGCUCAGCACCAUGGUCUUGUGUAUCAGGCUUGUUGGAAAGGGACCCCCCUCCUCAUACCAGUUUUUCCUUUUUUUUUUUUAGCUCUGACCACCCCUGUCCAAGACCCGAAGGUAUGUGCUGGGGGCUCAGCGGUGCUGUGCAGAGACCUGAAGACAGCAGUGGAAUGUGGGGCCUUGAAACACUGCCAACAGAUGGUGUGGAGCAAGCCCACAGCGAAAUCCCUUCCAUGUGACAUAUGCGAAACUGUUGUCACUGAAGCUGGGAACUUGCUGAAAAAUAAUGCCACCCAGGAAGAGAUCCUUCGUUACCUGGAGAAGGCCUGUGAGUGGAUUCAUGACUCUAGCCUCCAGAACUCGUGCAAGGAGGCGGUUGAUUCUUACCUGCCUGUCAUCCUGGACAUGAUUAAGGGGGAGAUGAGCAACCCUGGGGAAGUGUGCUCUGCACUCAACCUGUGCCAGUCUCUCCAGAAGUAUUUGGCUGAGCAAAACCACCAGAAACAGCUUGAGUCCAACAAGAUCCCGGAGGUGGACAUGACCAGAGUGGUUGCCCCCUUCAUGGCCAAUAUCCCUCUCCUGAUGUACCCUCAGGAUCACCCCCACAGCCAGUUCCAAUCCAAGAUCAACGAUGAUGUCUGCCAGGACUGUGUGAAGAUGGUGACUGACAUCCAGACUGCUGUGAGGACCAAUGUUACCUUUGUCCAGGGCUUAGUGGAGCAUGUCAAGCAGGAGUGUGACCGCCUGGGGCCAGGCAUGGCUGACAUGUGCAAGAACUACGUUGACCAGUACUCUGAAGUUGCCAUUCAGAUGAUGAUGCACAUGCAGGAUCAGCAACCUAAGGAAAUCUGUGCUCUGGUUGGCUUCUGUGAUGGGGUCAAGAAAGUACCAAUGAAGACUUUGGUCCCUGCCCUGGAACUGACGGACUCCUAUGAGGCCCCCAACAUUGUUUUCUGCAAGGCUUGUCAGUUUGUGAUGCAGAAGUUCUCUGCACUAACGGCUAACAAAGACGCUGUGGAUCUAAUGAUGAAAUCUGUGAGCAAAGCAUGCACACUGAUCCCCGGUCCUGAUUCCACCAAGUGCACAGAGGUGAUACAAACGUUCGGCCCCUCCCUGCUGGACAUCCUUCUGCGUGAGGUGAGCGCAGACAUGUGUGGUGUGAUCCGCCUCUGUUCCGGUAACCCUGACUCAGUGGAGACACUUGAGCAGCCCGCAGUGCCCAUCCUGUCUGCACUACCCAAACAGCCUGCAUUGCGUGCCAUUGUGCCUCAGAAGAAGACCGGUGGGUUCUGUGAAGUGUGCAAGAAACUGGUCAGCUAUUUGGAACACAACCUGGAGAAAAACAGCACCAAGGAGGAGAUACUGGCUGCACUUGAGAAGGGCUGCAGCUUUCUGCCUGACCCCUACCAGAAGGAGUGUGAUGACUUUGUGUCUGAAUAUGAACCUCUGCUGGUGGAAAUCCUUGUGCAAGUGAUGGAUCCUUCCUUUGUGUGCUCGAAAAUUGGGGCUUGCCCUUCUGCCUCUAAGCUGCUGCUGGGAACUGAGAAGUGUGUCUGGGGCCCUAGCUACUGGUGUCAGAACAUGGAGACUGCAGCCCGGUGCAAUGCUGUCGACCAUUGCAAACGCCAUGUGUGGAACUAAUUUUCCAGCUUGCUGAAGUUGCAGCCUAUUUGUGGGUCUAGGAUAAUGAACACACAAGAUCUAUUUGACUUCAUUCUAAGUAGGACCCCUACUACCCUACCCCCCUUUUUUUGUCCUUCCCCCAUCUUAUAGCAUUGCUGUCUUGUAAGAGGUGCUGAUGGCCCCUUUCAGUGUUCCCCUUCUGCCUGAAGGAUGAGGACAUUCAGGGCAUCAGCUCUCCAGCUGCCCUUUCACCCACCUGCUGGAGGGGGUGCUGAGCCAGAGAGCAGGAAGGCCUUCUGAGCCCUGACUUGGUGUACGGGGUGGGGCUUCUGUGGCCACCUCCUAUCUUGAAGAGGUUGCUGCUCACCUUCCUGUGGUACCGAGGAGUUUUCUAUGGAUGAUUUGAAGCACAGGGUAAUCAGGUCUUUGGGUUGAUGGAAUUGCCAUCGUCAUAGCACAGAUUUCAGAAGCACCUGCAGGUGGCUUGCUUGGGACACUGCUUUCUAGGUCAGCCUUCCCCUCUGCUUUCCUGUGUUCCCCCUGUCUACCUUGUUUGGGGUUCUGUGGGCUAGGGUGGGGAGGGGAAACUUCUGAAUGUAACUUGCCCAUGCCAUGUGGGCCUGGCCUUUUGUUGUGUGAGGGUCAUGAACAGUGUUGUCAGCUUGGCUGUCAGGGCCCUGCACGCCCCUUUCCUACCUUGUAGCUCUUGUUGAAUUGCUCUCACCUCAUCAUGGAUGAAGCAUCUGCCUGGCAGCGGGCGAUGAACUGAGAGGCCUCUGUGUAGCGUAGGUACUGUUGGGAAUCUUGGCUGGUCUGUUGAAGAGCUGAAGCUACUCUUGUGCCUCCGGUUGCCAGCAGACGGCCAGCAGGAUGGGCAUGUACAGCUAAAUGGACCUAGAUUUUAAUUUGUUUUGCACUAAAGUUUCUGUGACUUAAUAAAAUUCUGUUAACCAGA
Cricetulus griseus (Chinese hamster) is the source of this 2608-nucleotide messenger RNA. The record is from RefSeq and is a predicted model, not a curated record. Lineage: Eukaryota; Metazoa; Chordata; Mammalia; Rodentia; Cricetidae.